CUCCUCAAUCCUUCAUUUCAACCUUCUCACCCUUUUGAGGAAAAAAAGACGAUAAAGCUCAGGAUAGCUUUACGCUUCAAAUCCGCAUGGUUGCGAUCUCCUCAUCCGACCAAGAGCAUGAUGGUAUUCAACAUGCAAACUCAAACUCAGAAACAGAUAAAUCUAUAAAUACACACAUGACGCCAAUCGAAAAAGAGAAGGAGAUUCUCGGAGAAAUCGAUCCAAAAGACGUUCCAGAAUCCAGCUCAACCUUACAGAAUGACUCAAGGAUAGAAACUGAAACACCUGUCGAUACAAUCAUGCCUUCCGCUCCUUCCGCCCAAGCUGAAGGGAUGACCGAGCUCAAAGGCGAAACUCUACCAUCUUCAUCCGAUGCUCUAGGGUCGAUUGAUUCAGCAAUCAGCUCAAAGUCAUUGCAAGAGGCAUCACAAAAUACUGCAGAGAUGAACAAUUCAUCGGAUGCAUCAGCAUACAUCCCCGCCAACGGAGAUCAGUCACGUCAGGAGCAAGCAUUUGAUGGCGCAGAAGACGGCCUAAAUGGUAUAGAAGCCGGUGCAGAGGAAUACGCAGAUGAAGAUGGCGGCAUUAUUCGCUGUAUAUGCGAAUGUGACGAUGAUGAUGGAUUCACUAUUCAAUGCGACGGCUGUCUUGUUUGGCAGCAUUGUGCAUGUUUUGGAAUGUCGCAAGCCAGCGUCCCUGAAGUGUAUAAAUGCGAACAAUGCGAUCCAAGACCAGUUGAUGUGGCAUUCGCAAAAGCUCAUCAGCAGCGUCGCAAAGAUGCAGAGAUCCGCAAAAACCUAGCACAACGUAAUGUACGCAGAACCUCACAUAACAACUCUAUCAACCAAGAAAAUGGAGAUGAACAAAUGGAAGCAUCGUCUAUGGAUGUCGAACAAAUGCAAGCAGAUGUGAACAGUAGAGCCGGCUAUCCCAGUAAGCCAGGAAGCAUUUCUCGAUCACGCAAACCGAGCCAGCAAUUAGAUCUUAGCAAUGCAAAGUUCAACGUCGACGAAACGUCUGCUGCCUCAACUCCUGGAAGUGCAAAGUCUGGAAGGAAACGUUUGAAUCCAAAGACAACCACAAGGCGAAACAACGAAAAUGCAAUGACGCCACGAUCGAUCACAGCUUUGAGAGAAGCCGCUAUGCCUGGCAUUCAACUUCCGGGAGGUAGAGGAGAAAGGGUCGACACAACAGAUGAUGAUAACAUCGACCGCAUUGAAGCAUGGCAUGUCGAAUACACACCAAUUAAGGAGAACAUGAUAAGCGGACAAAAGACGACAAACGUUCUCAAUCAAGUUUCGACCAAUUUCUCGACAGAAAGUCCUCUACGAGCAAUACCCGGCAAUGGCAACAAAAUGUUGGUCCCUGUUGCCGGAAAGAAGUUGAGAAAUCUUGCUCGACAGACGACAGAAGAACCGGAAGAAGCAGAGAGUGAGGUUGCAUCGCGCGAACAAUCGCAAGCCCCAGAAAUUGCUGCUCUAUCUGCAAUUGGCAAUGAGUGUGUUCCUGUCGAAAUUGUCGCACCUUCUCUAUCCAGCUGUACACAGAAAACUUAUGUUCGACAAAUAUCAGAGAUGGCUUCGGCAAGUAUCUUCAACGCAUUGUUGCAAAUGAACGUCCUGUCGAAUGCACCACAACGAUCUACCUCCGCCAGUCGAAUGUUCAGUAAGCCAAUAAUGCAUGGACUGUUUGCAGAUGCAAGUAUUCCUGCAGGCUGCUUCGUGAUGGAAUUCCGGGGAGAGGUAUAUAAUGCGGAUAAUUACCGAGAUGAUCCCAUCAAUCAGUACAGGAUGAUUGGAGCUACUAAACCUUGUGCACAUCUGUUUCCACCUCCUUUGAACGUUUGUAUUGACGGGCGGCGUUAUGGAAAUACGGCAAGAUUCGCUCGUUUUAGCUGUCAUCCUAAUGCUGUACUAAGACCAAUCAUUUUGCGCAAGAAGAAUGGCAGUGUACACAAUCAGCAUGCCACACCUCCCCUUUCGGACAAAUCACGCACGACAAAGUCACCCGAACUUUCUCAAAAUGGAGACGUUGAAAUCGCAUUUGGAAUUUUCGCGAUUACUGAUAUUGCAAAAACCCACGAAAUCACUCUAGGCUGGGAAUGGGAUGACCAUCAUAUCGUGCAUCUUUUACCGCAAUUGGCUCGGAAUCCUAUGUUGGGCGUAUUGGAUGUACAAGAUGCGGUCAGCUUAUCCACCACAAAUCCGAAAAGUUGGGAUAGAGAAACACGCAAUGCUGCCAUUUCAACUUUGGUGGAGAAGGGAGAUUUCCCAUAUGCAGACACUGAUUUCAGCGCAAAGAUGAACAGUAUCAUGACAGUUUUGUUGAGCAGUUGUCUUUGUGCAUGUAUUGGAAGUGCAUCUGCUCCUAGCAGUGGUGGUUCUGCAAGUUCAAACAAUGUUAAACGUCAAGAUUGCGCAAUCGUUCAAAUGUUACGCCUAUCACAAGGUAUGGCUUUGUUGAAUGUGCAUUUGCCCAUUCAUAAAUCCAAUCGGAAGAGUAGACCGCCAGAUUUUGAUCCCCUUGUCGGCAAACGUCGUUGGUGGAGACCCGAUGUAAUGCCUUUGACACCACCCGAGAUCGAAAGGGAUGAAGAGGAAAGGAUUCUAUCCCAGUUUCCUGUGCCAUACGUUUUGGGUCAUGGAGGUAAAGUAGCCAGAAUCCAAGAAGAUGAUUUGGAACGUGUUCGACAAGCUCCUGAAAAGAUCAUGGAUGGCAUUGAAGGACUAGAUAGGGAUCGCUUUGAAGAAAGGGCCCAGACAGGCAUCGAAGACCUUGAGAUGGACGAUGCUGCUUCGGACGCAUCUUCAGCCACAGAAGCGUUGGAAGGCGCUAGUGAUGAUGAAGGAGAGGUUGACACUUCUAUGAGAAUAGACGGCGAGCACGUGAUGAUUGCUAGAGAUGAUCAUGGAACAUUUUUAGUGCACACUGCUCUACCACCGAAGAAGCGGAUUUCUGGCACCCGACUCAAAGCUGUGUCGCCUGGAGUAGAGGAGAAGGGUGUCGAAUAUCGUGGAAAGAAGAAACGUCGCCCAAGUCUAAGUGAAACAUCAAGAUCAUCCAAGAGACACAGAGUAGGUCAUCAACAAAAACGCUCGCGACCACUGGAGCAAAUCUACAGCGAUGAUGACGAUGAAGAUGAGCAAGAUGAAGCGGCUGUGCGUCGCAGAAGCUCUAGCUCGAAGCGAAAGAACAAGAUAAUCGAUCCAUCUUCCCCUCUCAGCACGGUGCCAUCUGACAUUGAUGAAGAUGCAGACUCGGAUGAUGAGGAGAAUGUUGCCAUCACAAGGGAUGAUACAAUUGCAUUGAGACAAAAAGCUAGUAACAAAAGACUCAACAAGCGCAGAGAGGAUUCGCAAGAUGUGAGCGUGGAUGGUGAUUCGAAACAAUCAGACAGUAAACCUGUAGCAAAGAAGAAAUCGUCUUCUAAAUCCUCUAAAGAUCGUCUUGCAAGGAGAAGAGAAUUGCUUGGCGACUUUUUGGAUGACAGUGAGUCGUCUGAGGAUGAGGAAGUAGGAAAAGGCACCUCCGAUGAGGUCGCAAAGAGCUCUGUCAAGGCCGAAUCGAGAAGAAAGAUGACAAUCAUAGAGGACGAAACAGAAAAUGCUUCUGGAGACGAAAGCAAAGUGGAAGUGGAACGUACAGGCUCAAUUACUCCAACACCAACUAUUGACCCGCUCAUUGGCGACCAAAGCAGCGUACAGGAUAGCCCAACAUCGAUGCAGUUUGAUCCGACCCCUCAAUCAAUCGCACCACCGCCACUUCCGCCUGUCGAAGUGCCAAAAGCGAAAUUAUCAUUGGCAGAUUAUAAGAAGCGACUUGCGGAAAGAAGGACAUCUAAUCAAUCAGGUCAGAUGACUCCACUUAUCACACCUACUUAUGGUGUGAAUGCUUCUCCCGAAAAGCCUUCUUUGCCAGGCACACCUUUGGAUACCCCAACGCCUGGCUCAGCAAGUGCUUUGUACGGAGGUUUCAACUUUCCUAUGCCACCUGCGCCUUUGCCUGCUGCUAGUAUGGCUUCUUCAAGUAUCGCAGCUACUUCGGUAGCCAAUACUUCAAAUGAUUCGACAACUGUUUCUUCUUCAGUCGUUGUGAAGCAGGAGCCUGGAAAUGCAGCCAGCUUACCACGUUCCACCUCGGUCCGAGCUACAUCUCCACCAAAGCUCGGUCUCAAUACUGCAUUAAGAGAUGGCGCUUCGAAUUAUCCUCUCACACCAUUCUCAGCAAGAUUUCCACCUCCUGCACAGGAGACGAAAGUCUCAGCUGCAUCUGCUUCAACAUCUUUCCCGCAGCCUCGACCGGCACAAACUGCAUCGACAGAAUUCGGUUCCAUUCCUGCACCUCAACGGUCAUUUUCACACGGAUCAAUGGAUUCAAAUUCAUCUUUCAAUAGAGAUGAUGGCAAUGCAACAGCUUUACGUCAUGUUUCAGGUCCGACGGUAUCUAGCCCCGUUUCUUUACGAGCAUCUAUCCCUCCGCCAUCUCCACGAGCAAGUUUUGCAAGUCAGCCCAUUGCAGAAGGCCAGCAACAGCCUUCUUCCGCUGAUCCGACCUUCAACCCUCCUCGCGGACCAAAAGCUCUCAUCAAUUCCGCUCCUUUACCACCACCAGUUGCGGCCAGUGUGGCUACUAUUAGCAAUCCAUCCAAUGUCGAGACGGCAACACGUGAAGGAGGAUCGGAUGAAAACGCCGUAACAAAACAAGAAUCACCUUCAAUACCAGCAGCAUCUUCUGCUAUUGCACCUCCAGGUAUUGAAGCUCGAUUAUCUACAAGUUCUGCACCCUCCGAGUCUGGCCAAGGUAUGGGUCCGAAGGAAGCAUCUGUGCCACCACCUUCACCUGGCUCCGUAAAAACAGAAGCAAGCGCUGCUGCACCUUCUAACACAACUCUCAACGACUUUGCCAAUGUUCCCAAAGGCCCUGCAAGGAUGCGCGAAAGAGAAUCAGGACGUGAACGCGAAUGGGAUCGAAGUGCAGAACGUAGCGCAGAAAGAACUCCAACAGAGCGUUUUGCAGAACGCGGAGAUCGCGAUCGUGAUUGGGAUCGCAUGGAUCGUAUGGAGAGAAUCGAUCGUAUGGAACGAAUUGAACGGAUGGAAAGAAUGGAGCGUAUGGACCGCAUGGAACGGAUGGACAGAGAGCGUGAUCGAGAAAGAGAUCGCGAUUUGUUUGCAACAUCUUCUAUGGGUCCUCCUGCCCAUGCUCGUGCUUCAGAUUAUCGAGACAGUCGACCAUCAUCUCGAAGUGGAGAAUGGGAUCGAGACAUUCGUGAUCGUGAGAGGGACUAUGGUGCUGAUCGUGAUUACAUGAACGACUACGGCAGCAGUUAUGAUCGUGAAAGAAGUCGUCGAAUCGAUGAAGACAGAUAUGAUCGUUCUCGAUCUUAUGCCGGAAGACCGCCUUUGUCACCGUAUGAUCGCCCUUCAGCAUAUGACAGUGUCCCACCUUCGAGUGCUCAUCUUUCGUCAGGUCCACGUCCCGUUCCACCGUAUGGUUCAAGCUCAAGAGGAGGUUAUGGACGUGGCGGAGUUCCUUGGGCAGGCAGAGCACGUACUCGUGGUCGUGGAAGCCGAGGAGCAUGGCGUUAAGAAAGUGCUUUUUAACUUUGUACAAUUAAUUUUACACCUCUCUUGCUUUUGCCCUUUUUGGAUUAGAAACCUGCUCUUUGGAUAUGUAUGAAAUUUACUAUACUGUACUCUACCUUGCUCAUCAGAUAAAAUACAGAUUCAUUAUGAAGAUCAAUGAAAGAUAAUUCAC
Molecule: messenger RNA, 5757 nt
Organism: Meira miltonrushii
Lineage: Eukaryota; Fungi; Basidiomycota; Exobasidiomycetes; Exobasidiales; Brachybasidiaceae
Exons: 1
Coding region: 87-5588 (1833 amino acids)
Molecular function (GO): protein binding
Source: RefSeq, a predicted model, not a curated record